GAAAGUAGCCUAGUCAGCCACAAGAAAUAAAAAGACAAAGACAGCCGGAUUUCGUUAUCCGCUUUCAAAACUCUUUACACUUUCGGAUGGCUCUCCCUCCUCCUCUGCUUCUUCCACUUGGUUCUGCUUAUGGCAAAGCUCUGAAUUGUUGUUGUCACGGCAUUUCCUGUAACAAGGUUUGGGGUGUGUUUGCGCGGUGCUCAAAUAUGAAACUUGGAGUUCGAGCUUCAGGAAGUAGAGUAUAUGGCAAUGAAAUGAAUUCAAUUACGCGAAGGGAUGUUCUUGAGUUGGUUUUGGGAGUUUCAAGCCUCUUUUUAGAGUCAGUUGAGGCCAAAGCAGCCAGCUUGCCUCCCGAGGAUAAACCAAGAAUGUGUGAUCAGAUGUGCGAGAAAGAGCUUGAAAAUGUACCGAUGGUGACUACAGAGUCUGGUUUGCAGUACAAGGAUAUCAAAGUAGGUGAAGGCCCUAGUCCUCCUAUUGGUUUUCAGGUGGCUGCUAAUUAUGUUGCCAUGGUUCCUUCUGGACAGAUAUUUGAUAGUUCAUUGGAGAAAGGUCAGCCGUAUCUUUUUCGUGUUGGCUCUGGUCAGGUGAUCAAGGGGCUUGAUGAAGGAAUACUAACCAUGAAAGUUGGAGGGACGCGUCGACUUUAUAUUCCUGGAUCGUUGGCAUUCCCUAAAGGUCUCGUUUCUGCCCCAGGACGGCCGAGGGUGGCUCCUAACAGUCCAGUAAUUUUCGACGUGAAUUUGUUAUACAUACCAGGUCUUGAAUUCGAUGAAGAGUAAAACUGGUGGGAGUGUUUACACUUUCCUAUAGAUACUGUUCUCCAACUUCUUCCCCUUAACAAAAAAUUGGCUGGAAACAAGGUUGAUAUUGUGAGUAAGCUUCAUUGUAUACGUUGAUUCUAAUUCAUUAUUUUUUUUUUUCUGGAAUAUUGUAAAAGUGAAAAAACAAACAUGCCUCAUUCAUUUCUUGGUGCAAGUUUUGAUGAAUGUUGAGUAGCUGGACAUCUUUGUAGUACUUCAUGUGAUCAUGAAGUUUUCUUUAAUGUGUAGCUAUCAUACUCAACCACAUCCCCUUUUGCUUUC
Mangifera indica (mango) is the source of this 1085-nucleotide messenger RNA. Its product is annotated as peptidyl-prolyl cis-trans isomerase FKBP16-3, chloroplastic. Gene Ontology annotation, molecular function: peptidyl-prolyl cis-trans isomerase activity. The record is from RefSeq and is a predicted model, not a curated record. Bases 87 to 782 code for a protein of 231 amino acids. Lineage: Eukaryota; Viridiplantae; Streptophyta; Magnoliopsida; Sapindales; Anacardiaceae. The transcript has 7 exons.